This is a messenger RNA of Didymodactylos carnosus, 923 nucleotides long. Lineage: Eukaryota; Metazoa; Rotifera; Eurotatoria; Philodinida; Philodinidae. The record is from the annotation of a GenBank genome assembly.
AUGGCCACAAGUUUAUCAUCCGGCACACAAUAUCAAAUAACAUUUCCUGCUGAAAUGGGCGAUGUAGCAUUAGUCAACGUAAUAACAACAGGUACGAGUAAUGUGACAGAAAUUGUUCAAGGUGUAGCAUCGGGCUCGAAAUGUGCAUUCCAAAUUGAUGGUACGCUGACUUCAUAUAUCGAUUUUACAACAAAUGAAACUGGUAGCCUUCAACGAAUAAUCAAUCAAGUAUUUGGAAUUCAAUGUCCAGUAUCAUUGUUGGGUGGCAACUCGGUAUCGAGUGAUAUUGUCUAUUCCAAUGAUUUCGAAAUGUGUGCAUACGAUGAAACAUCAGUUUUGUCCAAUGCAUUCUGUGGUCAAUGUUCACAAACGGGAAAUACGUUAGUGGUGGGAAACACUAAAGCAUCCAACUAUCUUUGUUUUGCCUACAAACUGGCAAAUUCUUAUGUGAUUCAAAUCGAUUAUACACUUCAGAUCAAUGGCAAUACAUUGACAACCUACUAUCAGUCUGUGCCAUUUGCGCCAAAUAGCGAUAGCAAUUGGCAUUACAUUUGUAUUGAUUUGUAUGCAAGUUUAGGUUCACAGUCAUCGACGUAUGCUACUGCUUCGUCAAUAACCGUGAUUAAUGCCUAUUUGAAUCGACAAGUACGUAAUGGAAUAAAGAUCGAUGCCGUCUCAUUGCGAAACACACUGCCACUGGGAUAUGAACAACCUAGUCUAUACCCAACAAUUGAUCAAUCAUCAACAUCAUGUGUUUUCCCAUUUACAUACAAUGGAAAAAAUCGUACGAGUUGUAUGCUUGAUAACAACGAUUUACCAAUAUGUACUGAUGCUAACAGCAAUGUUUACACAUGUGUGAGCUCAUCAAUUGAAAGUUUUCGACGAUUAUAUCCCCAGCAUCAAUUAAUCUAUAAUUCAUUACA